CUCGAACAUAAACCGCUAUGUCGAAUCCAACUAUUCCUACGGAACAACUGCUAGAGCUUCUGGUUCAACUCAAGAAAACGACACCGGCUUCUGCCCGACAAAUCUUGAAUGACAGACCCCAGAUUGCUUAUGCUCUCAUUUCCCUCAUGGUGUCUAUGGAUUGUAUAAAGUUCGACGUUUUCCAAAAAAUCUUGGCCGAGUACGGCGCUGCCGCUGCAGCACCACCUCCCAUGCCCAUCGCACCUCCACAACUCUCAGCAGUCCCGCCUCAUAUGCAACCAGCUCCGCACUCGAACUCUCGAACAGCCACUCCACCUGCAUAUCAAGCGUCGGGGUCUACCUAUCCGUCUUACCCCCCUCAGAAUCCAAAUCCCGGCUGGGGUCGUGGGCCCCCCCAGGGUUAUGGCGGGCAACCGCCCACGAGCUAUCCCGCGCCAUCAUUAGCGCGGCCAGGGCUCAAUGAAGCACUAGCCGUCUAUCCCGAAAAUCAGAGAGUAUGUCCUCCCUUCCUCUGCUUACUUCACCUUCCUUGAUUUCACACCGCUCUAGCAAGUGAUAUUGACUCUACUGUCCUUGACGCCAGAGCAAAUCAAC
Molecule: messenger RNA, 594 nt
Organism: Mycena citricolor
Lineage: Eukaryota; Fungi; Basidiomycota; Agaricomycetes; Agaricales; Mycenaceae
Source: the annotation of a GenBank genome assembly